AUGGGGCUGACGUACUCCUCGCUGCCUGUCUCCACAGGCUUGGGAAGAAUAAGCCAGGUGCCGGACUUCCAAGGCAUCCGGCUGGUGCUCAGGCAACAGUACUUGCCAACAGCCGGAUGCUCGCAAGGCCCUGGUUCGACAUCCAGGCCAUCGCGAGGUCCGCAGUCUACAGGCAGUCAGGCAGCCGUGUCGGCAGUUCUGGUCGGAUGCCAGUGCAAGUUCGGACGGCGGCGCUUGAAGCGGGCGGCGGGAAGUGCACUUAAGGCGCAGUCAGCGCCGAGGCCAUCGCCACCGACCGCCGUGAAAGACGCAGAAGACUUUGACAGCAGUGAUGUGCUGCCUGGAUCUGAGCUGGAAUCAAUGAUGAGUGAACUUCGCACACUGGAGGCUUCCCGGGGAUCCGAGGGCUCCGAGGACUCUGAGGACAGCGUCGUGGUGGCUGAGGCAGAUGAUGCAACGGCAAUCGAGCCUGUCGAUGUCACUCAAAUUGAGCGCAGUGGCCAGAUUGCUGUUCUCGGUGUUCCAAACUCUGGAAAAUCCUCCUUGGUCAACGCGCUCGUGGGCGCGAAGGUGUCCAUUGUCUCGCCGAAGCCACAGACAACGCGCCAAAGAAUUUUGGGCCUGGCUUUGCUUGCUCCAACUGUUGACUCCGCACCAACGACCCAGGCUGUCUUCGCUGACACAGCUGGCAUAAUGGAGGUCGGUGAGUCUGUGUCGGAGUUUGCUUUCAGACACAAGCGAAAACGCUUGUUUCGGCAAACGAGGCUCCACAAGGCAAUGGUGAAAACAGCAUGGAAACAAACCAGAGCAUCCGAUGCAUUGUUUUGGGUCUUGGAUGCCUCAAAAUGCCUGGCAUAUGGCGAUUACAUGCCUGCCUGUGCAGAGCUGGAUGGCGUGUCAAUUGGGCCUGCAGUCGAGGACUCCUGGUGGCUACAUCCUGAGCUUGCAGAAGAGCUGUCAUUCUUGAGAAGGCUGCGACGCUUGAAUGCAAAGGUGAACGUGGUACUCAACAAGGUCGACCUGCUUCGGGACAUGCACGUGGAUGUAGAAGCUUUUGUGUCGCAAAUGAAGGAUGUGCUCGUUAGAGACUUGGGUGUCGAUGCGAACGAUGAGGUGUUGCUGCAGAACCUGUGGCCGACCUCAGUACUCAAGGAUCCCGAAUCUCUUGAUCCAAUCAAAUUGUGGCUGUGCGAGAACCUUCCCAAGCAAAGUCCAAUUUACCCCGUGGAGAGCCUCAGCGACGUUCCCGCACGAGUAGCAGCUUCUGAGAUCACCAGGGAGAAGUUGUUCAAUGUUCUGAGGGAGGAAGUUCCGUACCAAAUAGCAGUCACCAACGUGGUUUGGCAAGAGGAAGCAGAUGGCAUGCUUCGACUUGGCCAGAGAGUUAUUGUCAACAAUGAGGGGCAAGUCAAAAUAGUUCGAGCUUGGCUGAGACAGGUGACCGAAGAAGCUGAAGCAGAAAUUUCGGAGAUCGUGAAUUUGGGCAGGCCAGUGGAGCUCCACUUCCAGAUUCAGGUGGAUCCAAAGUGGCAGGAAAAGGAAGAUUAUUAUCAGGACCUCCAAGGUCUGCUAGACCGGAGCGGUUCCCUUCUUUUCCCACAAUAG
Molecule: messenger RNA, 1605 nt
Organism: Symbiodinium necroappetens
Lineage: Eukaryota; Dinophyceae; Suessiales; Symbiodiniaceae
Source: the annotation of a GenBank genome assembly